CAUGCAAGAUGGCGGCCCAUCACCGACAGAACACGGCAGGGCGGCGGAAAGUGCAGGUCUCCUAUGUCAUUCGAGAUGAAGUGGAGAAGUACAAUCGCAAUGGAGUCAAUGCCCUGCAGCUGGAUCCAGCGCUGAAUAGACUCUUCACUGCCGGUCGAGACUCCAUCAUAAGAAUAUGGAGUGUCAAUCAGCACAAGCAAGAUCCAUAUAUAGCGUCCAUGGAACACCAUACCGAUUGGGUAAACGACAUUGUACUCUGUUGUAAUGGGAAAACAUUAAUAUCUGCCUCUUCUGACACGACAGUAAAAGUAUGGAAUGCGCAUAAGGGAUUUUGCAUGUCCACCUUAAGGACACAUAAGGAUUAUGUAAAAGCCUUAGCAUAUGCCAAGGAUAAAGAGCUGGUGGCGUCGGCUGGGUUGGACAGACAAAUAUUCCUGUGGGAUGUGAAUACUCUAACAGCGUUGACUGCCUCAAAUAACACUGUCACAACUUCUUCUUUAAGUGGGAACAAAGAUUCCAUUUACAGCCUGGCAAUGAAUCAGCUGGGAACAAUCAUCGUAUCGGGGUCCACUGAGAAGGUUUUAAGAGUGUGGGAUCCAAGAACAUGUGCAAAACUAAUGAAGCUUAAAGGGCACACGGAUAAUGUGAAGGCAUUGCUGUUGAACAGAGAUGGCACACAGUGCCUUUCCGGCAGUUCUGAUGGCACAAUUCGCCUUUGGUCCCUCGGCCAACAGAGAUGUAUAGCGACGUACCGAGUUCACGAUGAAGGUGUCUGGGCUCUGCAGGUCAAUGAUGCCUUCACACACGUGUAUUCUGGAGGACGGGACCGGAAGAUUUACUGUACGGACCUAAGAAACCCUGACAUCCGGGUGCUCAUUUGUGAAGAAAAAGCACCAGUUCUCAAGAUGGAGCUUGAUAGAUCAGCUGAUCCCCCUCCGGCAAUCUGGGUUGCAACAACUAAGUCUACAGUAAAUAAAUGGACCCUGAAGGGAAUUCAUAAUUUCAGAGCCUCUGGAGAUUAUGACAAUGACUGCACAAAUCCUCUGACGCCCCUUUGUACGCAGCCGGACCAGGUUAUUAAAGGAGGUGCUAGUAUCAUUCAGUGCCACAUUCUUAAUGACAAGAGACAUAUAUUAACCAAAGAUACCAAUAAUAAUGUGGCAUAUUGGGAUGUGUUGAAGGCGUGCAAAGUGGAAGAUCUGGGCAAAGUGGAUUUUGAAGAUGAAAUUAAGAAAAGAUUUAAAAUGGUGUAUGUGCCAAACUGGUUCUCGGUAGACUUAAAAACCGGGAUGCUGACUAUCACUUUGGAUGAGAGUGACUGCUUCGCUGCCUGGGUUUCUGCAAAAGAUACAGGCUUCAGCAGCCCUGACGGGUCAGACCCAAAACUGAACUUAGGAGGACUCCUACUUCAGGCACUCCUGGAAUAUUGGCCUAGAACACACGUGAAUCCAAUGGAUGAAGAAGAAAAUGAAGUAAACCAUGUGAACGGGGAGCAAGAGAACCGGGUGCAGAAGGGAAACGGGUAUUUUCAAGUGCCCCCCCACACACCCGUCGUCUUCGGCGAAGCUGGAGGCCGCACGCUGUUCAGGUACUUACAGGGGGGGCCGAGGCCUGAUCGAGAAAGCGAUAAAUUCCUAGAAGUGGAAUUGCUGGAUCAAAGGAAGAAUAUGCCCAAAUUCAACAAAAUUCCUUUCUACCUCCAACCUCAUGCAUCUUCGGGAGCAAAAACCUUGAAAAAAGACAGACUCUCUGCUAGUGACAUGCUCCAGGUCCGGAAAGUAAUGGAACACGUUUAUGAGAAAAUCAUCAACUUGGAUAAUGAGUCUCAAACCACUAGCUCUUCUAAUAAUGAAAAAGCGGGAGAACAGGAAAAAGAAGAGGAUAUUGCUGUGUUGGCAGAGGAGAAAAUUGAACUUUUGUGCCAGGACCAGGUUUUAGAUCCAAACAUGGACCUUCGAACCGUGAAGCACUUCAUAUGGAAGAGUGGUGGCGACCUGACCCUCCAUUACCGUCAGAAGUCAACGUGAAGGGUGGGCAGAUGCUCCUAGGUUUUCAUGUACUGACCUUCCUCUACGGCCCCAAGAGUAGUCCUAGGAAGCCAACGCCCACACGGGAGCAAGACUUCUAACGGCCGAUUCGGUAUGGACCAGGCUUGUCUUUCAAUUGAAGUGACUAAUUGAGAUGUAAUAUACAAAGUAGAUCGCGCUGUCCCCAGGGAGGCAGAUACCAGAGCAGAGGACCCCGGGUGCCUUUGUAUUGUGAGGUGUACAGAGAAGUGGCAACAGGCCAGUGCAGACUGCUUCCUUCUUUUGUCUCCAAGGACCAUAUCCUUGUCCACUAGCACGUGUUAAAGGCCACAUCCGUCCCUGUGUUUCAGAUGUACUUCAGCCCACACAUUCUGUAGCUCUUCUCACUCCAUUCCAUUCAUGCAGUACCUAUGAAGGCCUUUUCCAAGUUUGUCAUAAAAAAAUCAAAAAUCCAGUCAUUAUCACCUUUUACAGACAGUUAUUUUAAUGGGGACUUGCUGCUGCAGAAUUGGAGAUGGAGCGCCAGCCCAUUUCGUAGUAAAUGAUUGACAUUGGGCUUGUUUUUAAUACUGCGUCUCAGAUGUGUUAUUGUAGGAAGAGCUGUUGAAAUUCAGGUACUGGAUCACAGCACAUUGACUGCCGGGCCGGAGGACGUCCUGCCCGGGCCCGGCAGUGCCGCAGCCGCACGAGGCGCUGGGCCGUGGGAGCCCCUGGGAAGCGCAGCUGACCUGUCCUCCUGCACUGUGUCCAGCUUUCUGUGUGGGCAGAGCCAACUGACACCCCACAUUCUUGCUCUGGGUAAGCAGCCUGAUACCGUCAGAACUUAGGACAAUGACGAAAUUUUAAUUUCAUUUGAAUGCUCCCUAAAAAGUACGGUGUCAGGGUGCAGAGAUGUCCUGGUGACCUGAUCUGAUCCUCGCAUUCUGGAAGUGUACGUACUUGUUUUAUACACAGGUUUUGGUCGUUGUUCCUGUAUCCAAGUCUUCUUUCCACUGUACUUUCUAACCGUUGAAGGCUUUCAUAGUCAUUUGGAUCUUGUGCAGAAUAUAACUUAUUGGGGAUAAACACUUCAACUUUUGGCAGAAAAAGUACCUCGGCUCCUCCCCCAGGUCAUCUGUAUUUGGAGGAGAUGAGCCGUCCCCGCUGUCCCCCCACCCGCCGUGGAGAACAGGCUCCUGUGAGAAGCCAGAAGCACAAGUGCCUUCAGAGGGCAGUUAUUCCGGUCCAGCUCCUCCCCACUGUGUGGCCUGUCCCCACAGCCAGGGCUGGGGAGCAGCCGGGAAGGGGGCAGCUGGUGGGCCUGGGCCCAGGUGUUCCCAUUUAAGACCUUCUGACCCGCACAGCUGCAGGGGCAGGGUUCCCUCACUGCUGGCCAGCUUUCUCCGGGAAGCAGGCAGGCAUUGCCUCCUGUACGCUGGAGAGAGAAGUGAGCAGAGACAUGGCCACGUUCCUAGUGAGCUGAAACGGCCUUUACCCCUUCCACAGAGAGCAACUUGGCUUCUUUUUUUAAAAGUCCUUUCUAUGUAUCUCUUGGAUACAACAGUGCACUUUGGGUGCACAUUUUUUAGCAAUAGUUAGGAAUUAAUGGCAGAAAAAACAAACAACAUAACUAUGGUAACUCCCUUACCAGCCCUCACUGUUUGUGCGCGGGGCCCCCGAGGUGGAGGGCCAAGUGAGUUGUGCUGGGAACCCGCCCGCCGUGCCUCGGGGGGCCCGCCCGCCCUGUCAUCCAUCUCACCCCCCAGCAUGGUUGUAGUUUUCUUCUUCCAGUCAAACCAGUAAUCAUUUUCCAGAAAAUCCGACAGUCUGCAAUGCCAGAAGGGUAAAAAUCUGUAUUUCACAGUUGUAUAGAAUAAAGGCUUUAGUUAAAAUAUUA
Trichechus manatus latirostris (Florida manatee) is the source of this 3903-nucleotide messenger RNA. RefSeq names its product WD repeat domain 48 (gene WDR48). Lineage: Eukaryota; Metazoa; Chordata; Mammalia; Sirenia; Trichechidae. Gene Ontology annotation, molecular function: ubiquitin binding. The record is from RefSeq and is a predicted model, not a curated record. Bases 9 to 2027 code for a protein of 672 amino acids. The transcript has 19 exons. Gene Ontology annotation, biological process: double-strand break repair via homologous recombination.